This is a messenger RNA of Mucor velutinosus, 1194 nucleotides long. RefSeq lists its product as uncharacterized. The coding region runs from base 1 to 1194 and encodes 397 amino acids. The record is from RefSeq and is a predicted model, not a curated record. The transcript is spliced from 4 exons. NCBI's taxonomy places the organism in Eukaryota, Fungi, Mucoromycota, Mucoromycetes, Mucorales, Mucoraceae. Gene Ontology annotation, molecular function: ATP binding; RNA binding; RNA helicase activity.
AUGAGUAACGAACCUUUGCAAGAAAUCCAAGACAACGAGAUCGAGUCUAACUGGGAUGAAGUCGUUGAUAACUUUGAUAACAUGAACCUCAAGCCCGAGCUUCUUCGUGGUGUUUAUGCAUAUGGUUUCGAAAGACCUUCUGCCAUUCAACAACGUGCUAUUAUGCCCGUUAUCAAGGGCCAUGAUGUAAUUGCCCAAGCCCAAUCUGGUACUGGUAAGACUGCUACCUUCUCCAUCUCUGUUCUCCAAUCCAUUGAUGUCGAGCUCAAGGAACCCCAAGCUUUGAUCCUUGCUCCUACCAGAGAAUUGGCCCUUCAAAUCCAAAAGGUCGUUAUGGCCCUUGGUGAUUUCAUGGGUAUCAAGUCUCAUGCCUGUAUUGGUGGUACCAAUGUCCGUGAAGACAUUGCCACUCUUCAAUCUGGUGUCCAAGUUGUUGUUGGUACUCCCGGUCGUGUUUUCGAUAUGAUCCAAAACAGACGUGCUUUCAACACCAAGUCCAUGAAGAUGUUCGUUCUGGAUGAAGCUGAUGAGAUGUUGUCUCGUGGUUUCAAGGAUCAAAUCUACGAUGUUUUCCAAUUGAUGCCCGAAUCCACUCAAGUUGUCCUCUUGUCCGCUACCAUGCCCGCUGAAGUUUUGGAAGUUACCAAGAAGUUCAUGAGAGAGCCCAUCCGUAUUUUGGUCAAGCGUGAUGAAUUGACUUUGGAAGGUAUCAAGCAAUUCUACAUUGCUGUCGAUAAGGAAGAAUGGAAGUUGGAUACUUUGUGUGAUUUAUACGAAACUGUCACUAUUACCCAAGCUGUUAUCUUCUGUAACACCCGUAGAAAGGUCGAUUGGUUGACUGACAAGCUCCAAGCUCGUGAGUUCACUGUCUCUGCCAUGCACGGUGAUAUGGACCAAGCCCAACGUGAUGUUAUCAUGAAGGAAUUCCGUUCCGGCUCAUCUCGUGUUUUGAUCACCACUGAUUUGUUGGCUCGUGGUAUUGAUGUUCAACAAGUUUCUUUGGUCAUCAACUACGAUUUGCCCUCCAACCGUGAAAACUACAUUCACAGAAUUGGUCGUGGUGGUCGUUUCGGUCGUAAGGGUGUUGCUAUCAACUUUGUCUCUGGUGAAGAUGUCCGUGCCAUGAGAGAUAUCGAACAAUUCUACAACACUCAAAUUGAUGAAAUGCCCAUGAACGUUGCUGAUCUUAUCUAA